AUGAACUCGCAGUCGCAAUUCGAUCCAGCCACCGUGAUCGGGCUAUCUGGCGCGACGCCUGGCGGUCGACCAGAUCCCAGCUUCGAUAUCUUCGAAUGGUAUCCUCGCUACCAGAGCUGCCAGCGAUAUUUCCUCGAUCAUGCACAACACAGCGUCCCCGUGCAGGCAUUGUCCGCCUUUUUGAAUAUCAACCUUCCCUUUCAACGGCGUCCCGACCCAGUCAUGAACUCGUCUCCGAUCAUUGUCCCCGCAGGCGUCACUCCCGGGGGCCCAGCAUCGACGGGGUCGCCCGCCGUCUCUCUGACCCCAUACAUUCGUCGCUUGGUCGCCACGGGUAUGGAUUUCCCAGGUGUGCUACACGGGUUUUUUGGGGACGACUGGAACGCGGGAGUCGGUCCCCUGCACGAGCAGGAGCGGCGCAAUUACUUGUUCGCCGCCAAGAGUGGCGGCUGGGCCGCCGUGAAGAAGGACUACGAUAUUCUCCCGCUCGAGACGAUACCAUUCCUGCGCCCGCUGCAAGGGCCCGUCGAUACGGAGAUCCAAGCCGCCGAGCGCAGUUGGAGUGAAUGGCUCGCCAUGGAGGAUUGGAUGGUUGGCCCUCGUGCACCGGAUGCUCUUCAUGACUCCUCCUCACAGAAUUCCCGGUCGCGCAGCUCUCGCUGA
Molecule: messenger RNA, 663 nt
Organism: Penicillium diatomitis
Lineage: Eukaryota; Fungi; Ascomycota; Eurotiomycetes; Eurotiales; Aspergillaceae
Exons: 1
Coding region: 1-663 (220 amino acids)
Source: RefSeq, a predicted model, not a curated record